Messenger RNA from Entamoeba invadens IP1, 1071 nucleotides. Its product is annotated as actin-100, putative. Lineage: Eukaryota; Evosea; Mastigamoebida; Endamoebidae. The record is from RefSeq and is a predicted model, not a curated record. The transcript has 2 exons. Bases 1 to 1071 code for a protein of 356 amino acids.
AUGGCGAUCCAAAUAACAUUUUAUCAUUUUUUAUAUAAUCUGCAAAACAAAACUAUGACAAUAAUUUUGGAUGUUGGAGCACGCGAAAUCAAGGCGGGCCUCAACACGGAGGCACUUCCCUCCCUUCGGUUUUCGUCGUACUGUAUGAAGAAUGAGUCGGGAUAUACGCACGUCAAAUUUUUAAACAAAAAUCAGUGUGCCUACGAGUACGAAAGUUGCCUUUCGAAUCGCACCACAAACAAACCGUGUUUUGAGGCUGUUAUGGACGAAGUGAUGGGGUUAUUUAGUUCAAAGUCAUUGAUAUGGGUGAAAUCCAAUGACCACACACGUGUGAUGGGGAAUGAGGCGUACGAGAUGUUUUACGAGAAGUAUAACAUACAAAAUAUAUACUCUGCGUCUUCUCCAGUCUUGGUCGCUCUUUCGUACAACCAAUUGAAUGCCUUGGUCAUCGAGAGUGGCUACACGUCGUCUCGGUGUUCUGUUGUGUUUUCUGGCUAUGGGCUGGAACACCCAACUACCGAGACUUCUGUUGCUGGUGACUUCAUUACAAAGCGAAUAACAGAGCGGAUUUCAUCCGAUUUCAGUGCUCUCGUUCCGCCUUUACAACAAAACUCAUCAUCGUCAUUCCGUAAUCUCGAGAUACAACAAUUUUUUGAACAACUCAAACUCGCGCCAAAGUCGUUCAAUGGGUUUGAUAUAGAUUCAUAUAGUAAAAAUUUACUAUUCCCAGCCACUCCUGAGGAGGACAAUAUUGGUCUUGACAAUUUAACACUAAAAACGAUGAUGAAAUGUGAUUAUGAUGUGAUCAAUAAAGUUUCAGAAAAGCUUCUUUUUGCUGGUGGAACGACGCUGCUCCCAGGAGUGAGUGAAAAAAUUCUUGAUUCGUUCACUAAAUAUUUCCCAACACUCCAACCCAAAGUCAUAAAAAGUGAUACCAUAUCUUCACAAAAAUACGCUGCAUGGCGGGGAGGUGCCAUCAUCGCAAACACAGAAGCUAUCGCAAAGGUCUUUGUGACAAAAAAGGAUUACGAGGAGAAUGGUAUUGGCAUCGUCGAUCGUAGAUGUGGCUAA